This is a messenger RNA of Chroicocephalus ridibundus (black-headed gull), 2250 nucleotides long. RefSeq names its product RGP1 homolog, RAB6A GEF complex partner 1 (gene RGP1). Gene Ontology annotation, biological process: retrograde transport, endosome to Golgi. The record is from RefSeq and is a predicted model, not a curated record. Bases 196 to 1359 code for a protein of 387 amino acids. Gene Ontology annotation, cellular component: Ric1-Rgp1 guanyl-nucleotide exchange factor complex; Golgi membrane. The transcript is spliced from 9 exons. Lineage: Eukaryota; Metazoa; Chordata; Aves; Charadriiformes; Laridae.
AGCUCCUGAGCGAUGCCCGAGCUUUGCCGAGCGGCGCCCGAGCGCUACCGAGCGCCGGCCGAAAGUUGCCGAGCGACUCCCGAGCGUUGCCGAAGAGUUUCCGAGGGCUGCCGAGCACGCUCGGGCCGCGCUGAGCAGGCCGGGAGAGCCGCUGAGGGGAAGCUGGGCUCGGUGUGAAGCGGGGCUGUCUAAGCCAUGAUCGAGGUGUUGGCCAAGCUGGGCCGUGGGCCUGUCUUUCUGGCAGGGGAAGUGCUGGAGUGUGUGAUCACCUUCACCAACCCCCUAUCAGCAUCAUCUACCUCCGCCAGCAGUGAGAUGCUGGCGUGGGCCAGUGCCCAGAUCCACUGCCAGUUUCACACCAGCGAGAACCGGGUAGCGCUACCUCCUUCUGAUGGCAGCAAGCACGACGUGCAGGCAGAGAAUGAGACAGUCUUCGUCCCCAACAGAGGAGAGCGGGGUCAGUGUAUCCUGUCCACUCCACCAAAGAUUCUCUUCUGUGACUUGCGACUGGAUCCCGGAGAGUCAAAGUCCUAUUCGUACUGUGAGACACUGCCCAUAGACGGCCCUCCCUCUUUCCGGGGACAGUCGGUAAAAUAUGUGUACAAGCUGACCAUUGGCUGCCAGCGUGUCAACUCCCCCAUCAAGCUCCUGCGCGUACCCUUCCGUGUCCUUGUGCUGCAUGGGCUCAAGGACUACCAGUUCCCACAGGAUGAGGCCGUUGCGCCCUCAAACCCCUUCCUGGAGGAGGAGGAGGGCUUGAAGAAAGACUCACGGCUGGCAGACCUGGCAACAGAACUGCUCAUGGUGGCCACGUCCCGACGCAGCUUGCACUUGUAUAACAUCAGCAACACUCGUGGGAAGGUGGGGACAUUCUGCAUCUUUAAAACUGUGUAUAAGAUAGGAGAGGAUGUCAUUGGGACCUUUAACUUCUCAGAAGGAGACAUCCCAUGUCUGCAGUUCUCAGUGAGCCUGCAGACAGAGGAGAGCAUCCAGGAGGAGUUCCAGCGCCGGCGAGGGCAGCCCGGCUCCUUCAGCACGCACGCCCGCCAUCAGGAGGCCUGCCUGCACACAGCCCAGAGCAGCUUCAGCCUACCCAUCCCGCUCAGCUCUACCCCGGGAUUCACCACCAACAUCGUGUCCCUGAAGUGGAGGCUGCACUUUGAGUUUGUGACCUCUGGGGAGUCAGCGGGGACUUGCUUGGUUCGUGGGAACCAGUCGGAGGCCGUCACCUGGACUGGGAUGGAGCAGAUUGAAGUGGACACCUUCAGCUGGGACUUGCCCAUCAAAGUCCUUCCCACCAACCCCAUCCUGGCUUCCUAUGUAUCUCAGUUCUCCAGCACCAACUCCAUCACCAUCUGAAGUGGAGAGAGCUGGUAGGGACCUGUGGUGCUGCAGGCGUAUGCCACCGGUGGUAAUGGUGGCCAGGACUCACUGGCAUGACCCCAGUGGCCCACUGGCCCACACCCCAGUGUCCCCUUGGGUUCCUCUGUGAUGCCCAGGUGGGCACUGGGCAAGUCUCCACCUGUGGGUGGAGGAGCACCGUGCUUGCUGCCGUGUCUUGUGCUGCAGCCCUCGGCUGGGAGCCGGACCCUUCCUGCCUGCGUGAGGGUGCGAGUCCCAGCACUCAGUGAAAAUAAACCUGCCUCACAGGGAAUGGCUUAAUGUGCCUUUACCGCAUGAGGGACUUCCAAGAAGGAAAGGCCCAGCCCAGGGAAAGGGGAGGGGAACCCAUCAGAGAAGACCUGUACCACCCUUGGGUGAAGGCUGUGCCCCUACAGAGACACCCACGAGCAGAGGAGGCCUGGCCUCUAGGUGAAGCAUGCUGCACACCUGGUCUGGGUUGGAGCCUGCUCUCCUGCCCUGGCAGAUGUCCUGCCUCCUCUGGGGCGUGUCCCAUGUGUGAAGCCCAGCGCCCCCACUACCCUCACCAGGAGGAGGCAGGUCCUGGCAGGCCAGCCCUGCGCUGCCGGGAUGUGCUGGUGUCGUGGAUGCAGACGCAUGCUGUGGCAGCAUGAUAGUGACGAUCCAAAACUGAGAGGAAAUGAGCGCCUGGGCUGUUCUUUGCCUGCGCUCCUGGACGUGAAGGCAUCCUGCUGGUCUCGGGAUCCUUCAGGAGGUGGAGUGAAUGCGUGCUGUGCAUUCAGGAGCUGGGGGUGGAGGUUUCCCUGCUCAACAGCCAGCUCCCAAUUUCUACCAAACCUUUCAAAGAGUUUUCCUCUUUGCAUGGAAAUCUAAUAAACAUUUGAAUUG